Molecule: messenger RNA, 921 nt
Organism: Didymodactylos carnosus
Lineage: Eukaryota; Metazoa; Rotifera; Eurotatoria; Philodinida; Philodinidae
Source: the annotation of a GenBank genome assembly
AUGGUUGGUGUUAUUCUUAUUACUCCUACAGCAAAACAAAGUAACACUGCAACAGAUGAUAAAGAAAAAUUAGUCGAUGGUGAUACAAUUAUUGAUGUUGUGGCAAUAAAAGAAGGCUUAGAGGAUCCAACAUUGAUAACAACUAGCGUUCGCCAACGUAGAGAACCGCCAUCAGGCUUAUUAAUUUGUGUUUCAGCUGUUUUAUUACUUGUUUGUAUCUCAAUUGGUAGCUGGUUAUUCUAUGAUUUUUAUAAUCGUGCACCACGUACCUGGCAUCGUACAUGUAAAUAUCGUUUAAAAUCAACUCAAUUGGAUGAUGGUGGAAUAUUUUUUGACCAUGGUGGUCUUGUAGCAUUUGAUGAUGGAAAUAAUCACUUAAUAUCAAAUUUCGUCAAACAAGGUAGUGAAAACAACUAUGAAUUCAAUCCGACCAAAAAAGAUAUUCCAGAAGAAUUUCAACAAGACGUUAAAAUUGAUGUUAAAAAUAAUUUAGAAUUAAUCGAUGUACCCCAACUCGGUAUUUCAAAUCACAUACGAGUUGUUCAUGAUUUUCAGCAUAAUACGACGGCUAUACGAGAUUUUGAUGUUGAAAAAUGUUUUGUUUUACCAUUAGAUCGUGAGCAUGUACCAAAUCCAGCUAAUUUUAUAGAAACAUUUUUAAUGAAAAUGCCAGGCAGUUAUUUACCGGAUAAUGAAAUAAUUCGUAGAACAAUGAAAAUUCAAAUGCCAUCAUUGACUAGAAAAGAAGUACGUGAUGCCUAUGGAUCAGUUAUUAGUGAAGAGUGCAAUGGUGUUAAAGUAUAUCGCCUUGUUAAAAAACCAGCCGAAGAAGAAAAGAUCGUCGUUCGUAGAAGUCGUUCAAUAAAACACUUCUAUGUGUUUUCAGCUGGAAAAAAAGCAUUUGCCAUUGAUGUUGAUUAA